This is a messenger RNA of Suillus subalutaceus, 399 nucleotides long. RefSeq lists its product as uncharacterized. Lineage: Eukaryota; Fungi; Basidiomycota; Agaricomycetes; Boletales; Suillaceae. The transcript has a single exon. Gene Ontology annotation, molecular function: protein binding. The record is from RefSeq and is a predicted model, not a curated record. The annotation marks the transcript as partial.
ACGUCUCUGAAAAAACUUUCCGACAGCCUUCAUGACAUAUUCAAGCAGCGGGGCACAUUGUUUGAUCUGGAUGAGGCCCUGAAGCUCCAUCGAGCUGUACUGGUGCUCGCUCCUCCUGGUCACCCCGAUCAAUUCGAUUUUCUCCACCACCUUGCCAACAGUCUUCGAGCUAUAUUUGAGCAGCGAGGCGCCUUGUCUGACCUUGAUGAGGCCAUCAAACUCCAUCGAGCUGCACUGACACGUCCCUCUGGGAAUUAUGCUCGAUCUGUAUCUCUCAACAACCUUGACAUCACCAUUUUUUUGCAAAUCGAGCAGCAGUACACUUCAUCUGGCCUUGAUGAAGCAAUUGUGACUCACGGAGAUCUGGUGGAUGUCAUCACUCAUGCAAAUCGGCCUUAG